AUGUCCCAAAAGCUCGCCGCCUCACUCGCCAACUUCUCCCCUACCUCCCUAGCCGCCGCCGCUGCCCAAUAUCGUCAGCCCGCACCGCCGCCCGCGCUGCCCGUCCUGCAGCUGCUCGGGCGGCAUCAGGACCCCACGUUCGAGAAGGGGAAGGAGGGCAUCAAUGUCCCGUGGAAUGACAACCACACGAGUAUCGGUACGGGGGACUUUUUGCCUGGCGACAAGUGUCCGUUGAGGAUACGAUGGAGCGCGAUGGAUGAUCAUCUGGAGGUGCGGUGCGGGACGAUGGAUGAGAAUGAUCUGGAGGGGUUUGUGGCGGAUAUGGCGAUUGUGAUGCGGAGGGAGUUUGAUUGUUGGGUAGAGCAGUGCUGGACCGAGGCAUUCCAUUACCUCUUCACACGGACACUACCCACCCUGAUCAUCCACCUCAUCCUCACCGGUGCGACACCCCAAUUCCUCCGCCGCAGCAUCGUACACGGCGGAUGGCCCCUCGACACCCUCUUCCAGACCCAAAUGCUCGAUCUCCUCUACACCGAGCUCGAGCUCCGCCUCUCCGGCGCCCGUCCCCCAGAACCCACAACAACCAAACCGUCCGGCCCCUCCGCCGCGUCCAUCCCAGGCCUGAACGGCCCCGCCCCUGUCCAACCCAUCAACCCCCUUCCUACGCGGGACGGCAUCUGCUUUCACAACGUCUCGUACGAGCACGGCUACGAUCUCGAGGAGGACGACCACUGCGCGUGCUUGUGCCAGCUCACAAGCUGUCUGCGGUGUUUCGAGAUAUCGGCGAUGCAGCGGAAAGGACCCACUUCGUUAUUGCCAUACGAGCUAAGGGAGACUAUUACCGCGGAAGGGUGGUCGGGCGGUGUAGAAGCCGCCGAUCAGGCGAGAAUACGGACCGACGGAUUGAGGCCCGCGUCUAUUCGUCAGUCGGCCAUACCAACGGGGAAGGGAUUUGUACGGAAUCCAAAGGCCAGCCCGCCCGAGACGGCCAAUCCAUACAAGGCCGGACCGCCCCUCUUCCCCCAUCCCCAAAUGACCGACGUCCUUGCGGUGGAGGAACAUCUCCGCUGGCGCCUGAAAGAGCUGGGAGCGCACGAUCCGGCGGUCGAAGGGCGGUAUGGGCCAAGUAAGAAUGAUCCGGCGGCGCUAGAUGGGGUGGAAUUGCCAGAAGAGUCGGAGGAUGGGGAUUCGCAGGCUGGUGCAGGCAAGAAGGCGGGUGGGCCCAAGAUGGUCAAGAUUACGAGGGGGAAGGGGAAGGUACGGAGAGUCGUGAAUGGGAAGAAGGAUGAUGGGAAGAAGGGUAAAGCAGGAGGAGCGGGGACAGGGGCGGUGUGUUAUCUGCCGAAAGAGUGGGCGGAGGAGGAUCCACAGGUUCGGAAUAUGGCCGUCGUUUUGACGUUUAGGCAUUUCGUCAAGCUUUUGCAUCAAAUAGCAACCUCUGUAACACCCUUCUCAUACCCUUCCUACUCGCGCGAUGUUGAAGAGCUCGAGCGCGUACAUCCCAUCGCCCUGUAUCGACGUCUGGCGGAACCAGCUGUACCACGGCGAAAGGACGCUCGGAUGUCCAGAGCCUGGGUGGAGUGUAUGGAGCGGUGGGGCGAAGAAUUAGGCGCGAGGGAGAAGACUAGAGGCAACAUGCUAGUCAACGACAACCGCCACGCCGAAGCCGUCGAAUACUACACCCGCGCCCUCUCCCUCGACCCCAAAAAGACCGUCUACCUCUCAAACCGCGCCGUCGCACUCAACACUCUGGGAUACCACCAGCAAGCCGAAGUGGACUGUAAUCUUAUCCUGGCCAAAGACGGCAAGAAUGGGAAAGCAUUCUAUCAGCGGGCACUGGCGCGGAGGGGUCAGGGGCGGGUGAGGGAGGCGGAGGUGGAUCUGAGAGAGGUGUUGCGGUAUCAGCCGAAUAAUGAUAGUGCGAAGAGGUUGAUGGGGGUCGUCAAAGGGGAGGUGGCCAAGUUGCCCAAGAUGAGUGCGAAGGAGGCUUUGGAGUUUUAG
This is a messenger RNA of Dioszegia hungarica, 2001 nucleotides long. Its product is annotated as putative serine/threonine protein phosphatase. Lineage: Eukaryota; Fungi; Basidiomycota; Tremellomycetes; Tremellales; Bulleribasidiaceae. Gene Ontology annotation, cellular component: cytosol; mitochondrion. The transcript has 4 exons. The record is from RefSeq and is a predicted model, not a curated record. Bases 1 to 2001 code for a protein of 666 amino acids. Gene Ontology annotation, molecular function: heat shock protein binding.